This is a messenger RNA of Fonsecaea erecta, 1578 nucleotides long. RefSeq lists its product as hypothetical. The record is from RefSeq and is a predicted model, not a curated record. The coding region runs from base 1 to 1578 and encodes 525 amino acids. NCBI's taxonomy places the organism in Eukaryota, Fungi, Ascomycota, Eurotiomycetes, Chaetothyriales, Herpotrichiellaceae. The transcript has a single exon.
AUGUGCAUUACCGAGAUCUGGAGUUAUCGAGAAUGCGGAUGUUUCUACAAUCACAAGACCCUGUGCCGAUCUUACCGCAGAGGGCAGACGCCGUGCUGUGCACCGAACAUCCAACACCGUGUAGAUACAUGGCUCGAUGAGACUGCAGGAGCUCCAGAAACCUGCCGCCCCCAACUUGCACCACGAGCGAUUUGUCUCGAGCCGGGAGACUGCCCGAAUCACCGGGUAGUCGAGAAGUCAUUUCUCAAUCAAAUCUGCGAAGACUGUUUGCUAGCAGAGCUUGACGGUCUGCCAUCUAGUCUCGGCAAAGAUGCCAGUGCUCGGGAUGUUCCAAACGCCGACUUGGACAACAGAGAAGGACUCAUUUGGGAUAGCGAGGUGAAGGUCGAGAUCGAGGACUCAAAUUCCGAACCCUCAGCAAGUCAAAGUGCGGCCGAGGCAUCAGUGCAUAGCCGAGAGGCAGUGGAUGAGGACAGGAUGAUUCUAGAAAGCCACGUCGAGAUCACAAUCGAAGAUGAGCAUCACAACAUCGUCACCAAAAGCCCGGCUUCUCCAGAGCAAAUAGCACAUCAACGAAGCGGUCGAUCACAGCUGUCGUUGAUACAGCCCUCUUCAUCAAACAGCCUCCACGAUAACCUUUGCAUAACCAAUUCCAGACCUUCCGGAAGCAAGAGGUAUGGACGUGCCUUUCAGGGAGUCAAUGUUGCAGGCUUCGACCAUGCGUAUCCUGACGAUGGCAUCAAUCUUCAGUCGUUGCACCCCUCUCCCCAACCGCUAUUUCGGGGAAGGUCUUUGAUGUGCUCAAAUCUACCUAGGACCCAGGUGCGCAAGGCAGACGCAGGUAGCACUCCAAAGCCAUCCAAAGAAAGGACUGGUAUCAAGGGCCUCGCCAAGUUCCAAAGUCUCAAGAAUCUGUCGAUGUCCUUCCGCGUCGCCCCGAGGUCGUUGAUGGUCGACUCUGCCCAACGUGGUAACUCGGGAACAGGUCCAGCAUGCCCAUCAAGCUCUCUACAAUCUGACUCAAAGGAUUUGUUCCGAUGGAAAGGUUCGCCUCCAAUUGGAGGGACGAGUGAAUCCGUGUUUGGUAGCUCUGAGCAACUUUCCGACAAGAUCCACGACAGCAUUCCGAACCCCGAAGCGCAGGAUACACCGAUCAUCCCGCCUCGGAAAUCGAGUCUGAAGAAUUACCUCAUGCAAGACUUCACACGGACAAGAGCGAUGGUGCAGCCACGAUCGGGCAGCCGCUUCAGAAGCCUAACCCCCAGCCCGACUUCUUGGUUGCGAAAACACGCUGAGCCAAUCGAAGAGAUAGAUUCAAGUACUCAGGGAUCGGUGACGCAUUCUGAAACGACAUUUGAGUCUGCUUCUGGAGCUAGCAGCCUGGAGACCACUGGAGCUGGGGGGAUCAAGGCCGAGAAAGCCUUCCUGAUACCUAGCAUACCCAAAUCGUCAACCAUGAAUACCAUGCGAGCAAUCAUCGAUGGCUACAUUGAUCAAGACGAGGCAGGACGUCAGCCGCCUCUAUCACGCGAGGGGGCUGGUCCUCAAGGCUGGUGGACAGGUGGGACUGAGAUGUAG